Messenger RNA from Nelumbo nucifera (sacred lotus), 1380 nucleotides. RefSeq names its product putative NAD(P)H dehydrogenase (quinone) FQR1-like 2. The record is from RefSeq and is a predicted model, not a curated record. Lineage: Eukaryota; Viridiplantae; Streptophyta; Magnoliopsida; Proteales; Nelumbonaceae. Gene Ontology annotation, molecular function: FMN binding; NAD(P)H dehydrogenase (quinone) activity. Gene Ontology annotation, cellular component: membrane.
CCAGCUGGGCGGCAAUGAGAACAAAAGCAUAUAAAAACCGUUUGGAUUAAUGGUUUUUAGAUAUGCGACCGGUCAGAAACUCCUAGGCCUGUAAAAUCGAGUCACGCUUCGGAUUUCAAGUCAAAUCACUUCGGUUCUUUUCAUACGCUGCUGCAGAAGCUUAAGACAUCCCCAAGAAGCGAAUUUUUAUUUUUCAGGCCGAAGAAAGACGAAUUGGAUCUUUUAAACGAAAGCGGAUCUUAUGGGUGGAAAUAGUUAGAUCUUCGGAAGGAGACGAGUUAGCUCAAGAUUUUCUAAUCGAACAUUUCUUGUGGUGAUUUCUUGAAUUUUGAGUUACUGGAUUGGAUUUUUUAUGGGAAAAGGAGGAGGCUGUGUGCCAAGUAAAAAGCGGUUGCCACUAGUUGCUUCCGAUGAUCCUCCACAAACGGCGAGAGAUGCGCCAAUUCCCGUCGAGGACAAGAGCCCGACUACUGAUGCCAGUGCUUCAGUUGAAGAUACGGCACCUCAGCCUGUACAGAAAUUUAAGAUAUUCAUUGUUUUCUAUUCAAUGUAUGGGCAUGUUGAGGGGUUGGCAAAACGGAUGAAGAAAGGGGUGGAUGGGAUUGAAGGUGUCGAAGGGGUCUUGUUUCGUGUCCAGGAAACAUUGCCAGAAGAGGUUCUAGAGCAGAUGAAGGUCCCUCCUAAAGAUGAGGAUAUUCCAGUGAUAUCUGCACAGGAGUUGCCGAUGGCUGAUGGGAUUCUGUUUGGAUUUCCUACAAGGUAUGGAUGCAUGGCUGCGCAAAUGAAGGCUUUUUUCGAUUCUACAGGGCAUUUGUGGAAGGAACAGAAGCUUGCAGGCAAGCCAGCUGGUUUCUUUGUGAGCACUGGUACACAAGGAGGAGGACAAGAAACUACUGCUUGGACAGCAAUCACCCAGUUAGCUCACCAUGGGAUGCUCUUUGUUCCCAUUGGAUAUACUUUUGGAGCCGGGAUGUUCAAAAUGGACUCCAUUAGGGGAGGUUCUCCAUAUGGUGCUGGAGUUUUUGCAGGAGAUGGCACAAGGGAGCCAAGUGAGACAGAGCUGGCGCUUGCAGAACAUCAGGGCAAAUACAUGGCAGCAUUUGUCAAGAGGCUUGGCCGAGCAUGAUGUGUUGACCACACCCUUGUCUCUUUUCUUGUUGAUUAAAAAAUUCAUAUUGUGAUUUUUAUGGAAUUUCAUGUUUUGAAGAGUCUAGACUGAACAUAUACUGCCAUUGAUUUGAUACUUUCCUUUUUUUUUUUUUUUUUUACUUUUGUGUGCCAUUGUUUGUUGAGAAAGUUGUAUAUGGUUGAAGGACUUUUUCCCCGUUUCAUUACAUUUUUAAUAAUAAUGAAGUUGUUGGAUGUGUUCGUUUGUGUACA